Molecule: messenger RNA, 1298 nt
Organism: Neltuma alba
Lineage: Eukaryota; Viridiplantae; Streptophyta; Magnoliopsida; Fabales; Fabaceae
Product: chloroplast envelope quinone oxidoreductase homolog
Exons: 5
Coding region: 35-1168 (377 amino acids)
Molecular function (GO): oxidoreductase activity
Source: RefSeq, a predicted model, not a curated record
UUACUAAUUCCCCCUUCCCCCGGACUCAGUUUCCAUGCUAAGCAUCUCCACAACGAUGGCAAGAGGCUCCACGCCGGUGUAUGCCGCCGACAUCCUGACGAAGAAAUUGAGGGGUACAGCGCCGCCGAUGUCGGAGCUUCUCUUCCUUGGCUCACUGGAGCGAUAUUCCAUUGUGGAUAUGGCCAGGAAGCUUAUGCAUGCGAUUCAGUACGAUAACUGUGGCGGUGGUCCGGCUAGUUUGAAGCAUGUUGAGGUUCCAGUUCCCACUCCGAAGAAAGAUGAAGUUUUGCUGAAAGUGGAAGCCACUGGAGUGAACCCUAUUGAUUGGAAGAUUCAGAAGGGCUUGCUUCGGCCCAUAUUCCCGGGAAAGCUUCCUCAUAUACCUGGUACUGAUAUAGCAGGAGAGAUAGUACAGGUUGGAUCACAAGUCAAAGAUUUCAAAGUUGGUGAUAAAGUUGUUGCUAAACUUUCUCAUGAGCAUGGAGGUGGAUUAGCUAACUUUGCUGUGUCUUCUGAGAGGUUAACAGUUGCCAGACCAUCUGAGAUCUCAGCUGCUGAAGGUUCGGCUUUACCUCUGCCUGGCCUCACGGCUCAUCACGUCCUCACAGAGAUUGCUGGAGUCAAGCUUGAUGGAACUGGUGAACAAAAGAACAUUUUAGUAACUGCAGCCUCAGGUGGUGUUGGUCACUUUGCAGUUCAACUAGCAAAGCUAGGGAACACACAUGUAACGGCCACCUGUGGUGCUCGUAACAUCGACUUUGUCAAGAGCUUAGGUGCUGAUGAGAUUCUUGACUAUAGGACUCCAGAAGGGGCAGCUUUAAGGAGUCCAUCUGGUCGAAAAUACGAUGCCGUGAUACAUUGUGCCACUGGAAUUCCAUGGUCAACCUUUGAGCCUCAAUUGGCUGAACAGGGGAAGGUAGUAGAUUUAACGCCUGGCAUAAGUGCACUGAUGACUUAUGCUCUGAAGAAACUUACAUUCUCUAAGAAGCAACUUGUACCAUUCUUCUUCGUAACGGCCAAAAAACAGAACCUGAAUUAUCUGGUUCAGUUGGUUGAAGAUGGGAGGCUUAGGAUUGUCAUUGACUCCCGUUUUCCUUUGAGCAAAGCCGAAGAUGCUUGGGCUAGAAGUAUUGAUGGCCAUGCCACUGGAAAAAUCAUUGUCGAGUGAUAGAAAAAGAUUGCUUGAACUGCUGGAUGCUGCUAUUUUUCUGUAAAAAGGUUUGUGUAUGACCUUCGAUGUUUGUAUUUGUGUGUUAAGAAAAGUAAAUAAAUAAAUGUUUGUGUUUUAAGGAGUUGAA